Messenger RNA from Lingula anatina, 2729 nucleotides. RefSeq lists its product as uncharacterized. Lineage: Eukaryota; Metazoa; Brachiopoda; Lingulata; Lingulida; Lingulidae. The record is from RefSeq and is a predicted model, not a curated record.
AGACGCUGGGUUGACGUCCUUAAAAACAGACUAGCGAUAUCUAGACGACUGCCGGCAGUUGACUUAAACAAGCCGUUGUGAUGACUUGUAAAACGGAAACAAGUGAAAUUAGAGUGUAUAUAUGCCGUGGUCGAUAUCACUUUCCUGAGGCCAGCAAAACAGUAUAUCAGCCUCAGUCUACGCUUUUCUAGAGGCCAAAUCCCAAUCAAAAAGCCGAUUUUCAUUAUUGGUCCUUGUCGCACUGGAACUACUUUCCUCCAAAAGCUCCUAUUCUCUGAUCCUCUAAAUACAUGCCUCAAGUAUUAUGAACUUUUGCAACCAGUUGUAGAUGCUGAUACCGGCGUCGAGGACCCACGGAUUAUGAAAGCUACACAGGCAAAAGCCAGAAUGUACGUCACCAGUGCUGCUUUCAAAACCAUGCACCGCUAUGAAGCUGGCGGUCCCGAAGAAGAUUUCUAUCUAUUCCAUAACAUCGGUGUGUUUAAGGAUUGCGCUUUCCAACUCUCGGACUGUAGAGAGUAUGUAAAGUGGAUGGAGGCGAGAACGAAUGACGAAAUGCUUGAGGCUUAUCGUUUCCAUAAGCAGCAGACUCAGCUUAUAUUACAUAGCAGAGAAUUUCUAAACAGCGAUCUACGGAUGGUUUUCAAAGAGAAUUUCCACAGUCUGUAUUUGGCUGUCGCACUUAAGGUCUAUCCUGACGCAAUCUUCGUCCACACCUACCGCAAUCCGAGUACAACCGUUGCCUCCCUGUGUUCUGUCCGCGAAAACUUCAAGCUACUCACAUACGAGAAAGAUGACGUGGACUUGAAGCAAAUUGGCAGAGAGGUAUUGGGUAACUCAUUCUGCCACGGUGGAAUACAGAUGAUGAAUUACAGGAAACACAACCCAGAGCUGGAGCACAGAUUCAUCGACAUUGCGUAUGACGACCUCGCAACAUCGCCUAUGGAUGUUGUGAAGAAAAUAUACGAUCAUUUUGGCCUGGAACUGACCGACGAAGUUACAGAAAAAAUGGAGGCGUAUGUGAAGGAAAAUCCGAAAAACAAAUAUGGGUGCCACGAGUACGACCUAAAUCGCUAUCACCUGACUAAAGACGAAGUCUUAAAGCACUUUAAAGAUUAUGUCGAAGAGUACAAAAUACCCUGUUGAUCAGCAGAGUUAAGUUUUAUUGCUCGUGAUAUAGUUGGAAUUUUGUUGGUUACUUUAUGCAAGGAGUUAUAACAGUUAUAACUCCUUGCUUUAUGUUGGUAUUUAGCAUAAAUACUUUAACUUUAAAUUCCUUUUAUAGGCCUACCUUAUAUAGUCGCAUGUCUGUUGGGUGACAUAGUGGAAAUUCAGCGCCAAACAUAUAUUUUAUUCAGAGUUAGUAGGCCCUAAUACCAUUCUAAAAAUCUUGUUACGAAAGAGCAGUUAUUGGUUAACUACUCUUACUUCAACUGCCAUCUCAUCAUGGGUAGAAUACAACACAAUUACAAUACAUUGCACGGCGGCAGUGAUGGAGCUAAGGGAUGGAUCCUUCUGUAUGAUAUUGGAGCAAAAUUGAUUUUUUUUUUAUGCAAACUAGACAUCUGACAGUCGCAAAAUGUUAAUAACAAUUUUAUUGAAAAUUAAGGUACCCAGGUUCAGUUGAAACUAUGAUAACAUAAGGUUAUUAUUAGGACAACAAUAGGACAACCGUGCAAACCAUUUACAACUGAUGGCACUAUGGCCUUUGGCUUGACAACCGCUUAUGCUAUUGCCUACUGUACAUAAAUUUUAACAUAUGAUGAUUAUAAUUCAAGACUGUUAUAAACUACAGGAAAAUUGCAAGUUUGAAGAGUUUAUAUCAUUUAAUACCAGCACACCCCAAACUUUGCUUAAAAACUUUAUUACCUCCGUUAUAUUACAUUUCUCCGCAUAGGGGAAUGUUAUAUAAACGAGGCGAUUCAGUGAGGUGGACAAACGUUCAGUUGGAUUCAAGCAGUGGUUGUGCUGAGUAGGUUAAAUAAAUUUUCGGGUUGCUUUUUUAUACUGUCUUGUCGUUAUAAAAAUGCGUUUACCAGAGGAACGAUACCUGAUUAAUCAUAAGCCACAACAAAAAUGCAAGUUUGUGUGUGUGAAAGGCGGGGGGUGAGAGAGCAAGGUAGACCACUAUAUAUCAGCAAUCACAACACAUUUAUUGCUUGAACUUUGUACAAUAUACUGAUAUGGUCACUCUGAUAAAUACAAUUUAUUUUACAACAAACCAAUAAACAUUUAAAACAGGUAAAAAUACCUUGUUAGAAUUGUUUUGAUAUAAAAACAUGAAAAACAUUUGGUCAGUUAGAAAAAAGUGUGUAUAUAUUACACAUUUGGGACGGUUUUUAAGUAGUAAAAGUAUCUAUGGACGGACAAUGGUAAACCACCGACUUCAAUUCUGAAAUUUAUUGAAAACUGAUAUAGAAUUAAAAAGAAUAUGUGCACAAUAUACAUUAUGUUAAAUUCAUCAUAAAAAUCUAAGCAAGUUUGUUUCUUUUUGUGUUGGAUGCAAAGUCUGUUUAUAUACAUAAAUAUCUUUUCCAGAAAAUUACAGAAAGAGUACCUUUAUAUGGUUCCCAAUGAAUCUUAUCUUUGUAUGUCUUACAAUAUAAUGGAAAGUGAGUCUUUGAGCAAUUCAAGUGUUUGGGACAUUUCUUGUUGUUAAAGUUCAUUGAGUUCUGACAUUGAAAUUGUGGAAAAAGUCUUUGUGGAAAAAACAUAAUGAUCUUUUCCUU